Messenger RNA from Micropterus salmoides (largemouth bass), 2225 nucleotides. RefSeq names its product E3 ubiquitin-protein ligase TRIM8-like. The coding region runs from base 814 to 1890 and encodes 358 amino acids. The transcript is spliced from 6 exons. The record is from RefSeq and is a predicted model, not a curated record. Gene Ontology annotation, molecular function: zinc ion binding. Lineage: Eukaryota; Metazoa; Chordata; Actinopteri; Centrarchiformes; Centrarchidae.
UUUUUAUAUGAUUUAUCAGCGGAUAUAUGAACGUUAAAUCCCGCUGGAUACUGUAGAAAGGAAACAAAACGUUAGAAUAUUUUUAUUUUACGUUAUUGUGCGAGGAGUCGCGACUUCGGGUUCACAUUUUGUCACUCGGGAAAAGGGUUAAAGGUUUAAAACGGGUUUAAAAUGUCGACAGGUUUCAACCUCACAGAUAAACGAAAACAGUAUGUUACACCUAUUCGCCCUAAGGCUGCAUUACGUGACUUAUUCACAGUUUAAGAUGGUUGUAAUUAACAGAAAACCCACCAGUGGAACAAUAAUGGCUCUGCCAUUUAGUUUAGCGAUGCCUUCGGCAUGCACAUGAGCUGGAUACGUUUAUUUACCAAGAAGGUUUUCACUGUUUGCCAAUUGACCUUGGUGUUUCUACAGUAAACAUGUUAAGAGGAAAUAAAAAGAAAGGCAAAGUACUGCAACAGUUAAUACCAGAAGGUGGGGGAGUUUAACACCAGUCACCCGUCAAACCUCUGCAAACGAGAUAUAAUAGAGAAUAGAAAAAUUACAGUCGAAAUAUGAAAGAGAUUACUACUAUUACAGCAAAUAGCCCACGUAAUAUAAAAUAUUAAUAAUACAAACUGAGUAAUUAUAAUAUGUAAUAUUUAUUGUUGAUGAAAGUCGGCACCACUUUGUAAUGUAUGUAGCAUGUGGUGACAUAUCCUUAAGCAUGAAUUAAUUCCUCCAAGGUGAUACAUAUAGAUUCUGAAAACAGAAGCUGUUGUUUUGUUUAUUUUUUUUUUUUUGCAUAAUACAUCACAUCCGAGCAACACCAACAUGAACCUGAUGGUGCCACGUGAUGAUAUCCAGGAUUUGGAGGAGUGUGUUGUCUUUUUUCCAGCUGAUUGUGUGACCAAUAAUCGAUCGCCAUUUCCAUCACAUGGCUUUUGUUUACACUUUCUGGACCGUUUGAGUAUUUGCCUUUGUGAAGGCAAACCGGACCAGCUGGAAAAUUUAAACAAUGUUAUUCAAGCGCUGGUUCGUUUCAGGAAGCGGACCUUUAGGCCAAGUUACAUCCUACUCCUCUUAAGCCCCGCCCCACCAGCAGAAGGUGAGGAAGAAGAGGGAUCAAAAAUGGAAGAAACAGAGAAAACAAAGCUUGAGGAGAUGCUGACGUGCCCAGUGUGCCGGGACAUCUUUAAGGAUCCUCGGCAGCUGCCCUGUGGACACAGCAUGUGUAAGGGCUGUCUUGAUAACGUGAUAGAUCACUCCUCAGACACUCUCUUACCUUGCCCAGUCUGUAGGGAAGAUUUUGGACAGAACAUUAGGUUCCAGAAGAGCUACGCACUGGCCAACAUCGCAGAGGACUUCAGGGUGAUCAAGAUGAGGAGGGACGAGCAGACAAAAAGUGUGUACUGCGACUUUUGCCCGGAGAAAAAAACUCUGGCCUUUAAAACGUGUCUGAAGUGUGAGGUGUUGCUGUGCAAAGAGCACACCAAGGACCACCUGGAGCUUCCGGUAUUCACGGGACACCCUUUGGUCAGGCCCCUGUGCGAUCUCAUGGAGAGGAAAUGCCCGCAGCACGACGACGAGGUGCUGAGGUACUACUGCAACACGUCCAGACGCUAUAUCUGCAACGUGUGCGCCCUGGAGACCAAGCGGGGCAACCUGGCCACUGAGGCCUCCACUGUCCUGAGAAGACAUCUGACUGAGUACAUGGACCAGCACUUCAAAAUGCUCACGGAGCAAAUUACAGAUACGAAUGAGUCUGUAAAAAAACUGCAAGAAGACCUUCAGCUUGAAAAACACAAAGUGAACCCUUUUCUCAACAGUGUCACAAUGGUGCUGCUCUGUCUGUGGUUCAUAGUUCUGUAUUAUGGUAAGACCAAACCCCCUACUAUUGUGUUUGUGUAGGAACCUUUACUUCAUUAAGGAUAAUAUAACACAGGUUUCCUCAUGUCAUAUUUGGAUCAUUUGCUAGUAAGUAAGCCAAAGGUGACAGCCUAUGACUCUUCUAAACAGUAGGUCAGUUUCUGUCUCUGUGUUUGCUUAGUCGACUGACUAACACAGCUGUCAUGAUAAGGAUGCACUCUGUGGUCCAUCUCCUAGAUAAUCCAAGGUUGAGAUUAUCUUUUUUUCUUAAAUUUGUUUCAUUACUGACAGACAGACUGGCUCCAUGUAGGUUGAUUGUCACAAUAUAACAAGUUAUAGAGUGAAAUUGAGUUUUGUAACUCCCUUCUGCUACAUAG